Messenger RNA from Salmo salar (Atlantic salmon), 994 nucleotides. Its product is annotated as gap junction beta-4 protein. The record is from RefSeq and is a predicted model, not a curated record. Gene Ontology annotation, biological process: cell-cell signaling. Lineage: Eukaryota; Metazoa; Chordata; Actinopteri; Salmoniformes; Salmonidae. Gene Ontology annotation, molecular function: gap junction channel activity. Gene Ontology annotation, cellular component: connexin complex.
CUGGUUGUCGACCCCCAUCCCUCCACCUCCUCCACCUCCUCCUCCUCCUCUUCCAAGAUGAACUGGGGUGGGUUGCAGUCCCUCCUCAGCGGGGUGAAUAAAUACUCCACGGUGUUCGGUCGCGUCUGGCUCUCCAUGGUCUUCGUGUUCCGCAUCUUGGUGUUUGUGGUGGCCGCUCAGCGCGUCUGGGGAGACGAUAGUAGGGACUUUGUCUGUAACACGGCCCAGCCAGGCUGCGUCAACGUCUGUUACGACCACAUCUUCCCCAUCUCACACAUCCGCCUGUGGGCCCUACAGCUCAUCUUCGUCACCUGUCCAUCUCUGAUGGUUGUGGCGCACGUCAAGUUGCGUGAGGGGAAGGAUUCCAAGUACACCGCAAUGCAUGAAGGGUCGCAUUUGUAUGCUCAUCCAGGGAAGAAGAGAGGAGGCCUGUGGUGGACCUAUCUGGUGAGUCUGAUCUUCAAGGCGGGCUUCGACGCCGGCUUCCUCUACAUCCUCUACUACGUCUACGAGGGUUAUGACAUGCCUCGUCUCUCCAAGUGCUCCCUGGAGCCCUGCCCCAACACCGUCGACUGCUACAUCUCCCGUCCCACCGAGAAGAAGAUUUUCACCAUCUUCAUGGUGGUCUCCUCAUCCAUCUGCAUCUUCAUGUGUAUCUGUGAGAUGGUCUACCUCAUCUGCAAGAGGAUCCAGAAGACCAUCAGGAAGAAGGUGGUAGAGAGUCAUGAGAUGACGGCGCGGAGGUCGAGAUCCAAGUCGUCUGUCAGGGAGGACCCCACCAACACAGCCUCCAUUCAGAACCUCUGUAAUGUCAAGACGGAGGAGGCGCCAUCAGAGAAGAAGAAAUAAUAGGUCAUGUGACGCGGUCAAGCUGGAAUGGGAAAAGGAAACAGGAGUGGGAGGAGAGUUUGGCCAUCUAAGGUCACGAGAUAUGACGUAGGGUGGACUAUACGGUCUAAGGUCAGGAGAUAUGAGGUAGGGUGGACUAUAAGGC